CCUCCUGGUCUGCCUCACUGCUCGUAUCUCUCAACAAUCCUGACCCAGAGCUAAAGAUGUCCUGGACGGCUGCGACCCUCCUGGCUCUCCUCGCUGUGCUUCUUGCACUUUUCUUGUCUCCAGAGGCCGAAUCUGCAGCUGUGCCCAGCAGCACAGGCAGCGCUAAAGACCCACAAGGUCCGCUGAAGAGGAUCUUCAUGAAGGAGGCCGAUGCCUCAAACUUCUUCAGGCGGCGCAGCAGACGGGGCGUGAAGUCUCAGGAUGAGAUUAACGCUGAGCAGAGGCAGAUUCUGGCUGCAGAUGAACGAAAGAGAGAGUUUCACGAGGAGAAGAGGAACGAGUUUGAGAGCUAUGCUGAAGAGGAGCACGAUGAACAAGACGAGAGGACCAGAGAGAGCACCGAGCAGUGGAGGGAGUUUCACUACGACGGGAUGCAUCCUCCCCAAGAGUACAACCGUCACUCCAUCUGAGACUGAGAGGAGGGAGGUGAAGCCGCAGGCUGACUGUGAAGAAACACAAAGAGGCUUUUCUCCGUAGACCUUGACAGUCAUGCAGAAGACACGUCAGCCACAGAAUGAUGACUGCUUUUAACCUCAUGUUGCUGACACUGGCUUUAUUUGUUUGGACUGCCACAGAUCCCACAACUGUUUGUGUAAAAGUAAUACUAAUUGCAAAAGUUUCUCAAAUUCUUUUUCAUCAAAAUCUUCAUCUUUUCUUAUUAAAACUCAAAAUGUAGGAAGGAAUUGAGAGGUCAGCCUUUCCCUGUGCCACAAACUGGGCCUGCUCAUUUAAUGAAUGUGACAAAAUACAGAAAUAACUCAAAAACAUUGUUACUACACAGAAUAAGAAAAUAACUUAUGCUUUAUGAGUUAUUAGGCCAUGGAAGAACAAAAUAUAUAUCCUUUACUUUUAGGACUGCAGCUAACAAAAAACUACUGAAA
Chelmon rostratus (copperband butterflyfish) is the source of this 941-nucleotide messenger RNA. RefSeq names its product upper zone of growth plate and cartilage matrix associated b (gene ucmab). The record is from RefSeq and is a predicted model, not a curated record. Lineage: Eukaryota; Metazoa; Chordata; Actinopteri; Chaetodontiformes; Chaetodontidae. Gene Ontology annotation, cellular component: extracellular matrix. The transcript is spliced from 5 exons. Gene Ontology annotation, biological process: embryonic skeletal system development; regulation of osteoblast differentiation. Bases 57 to 470 code for a protein of 137 amino acids.